Thermothielavioides terrestris NRRL 8126 is the source of this 2332-nucleotide messenger RNA. RefSeq lists its product as uncharacterized. Lineage: Eukaryota; Fungi; Ascomycota; Sordariomycetes; Sordariales; Chaetomiaceae. Gene Ontology annotation, molecular function: protein tyrosine/serine/threonine phosphatase activity. The transcript has 2 exons. The coding region runs from base 124 to 2262 and encodes 712 amino acids. Gene Ontology annotation, biological process: nuclear DNA replication; protein dephosphorylation. The record is from RefSeq and is a predicted model, not a curated record.
UAUUACAGUAGACAGCCCACCCACCUACCUGUAUAUAGCUACCUUCCGGGUGCCAAAUGCUGGCCUCUCGCCGCCGCCCCGCGUGAAGCCAUCAAGCCGUCAAGCCGUCAAGCCGCGAGAGCCAUGGCCACGAUUGCCCUCUCCCGACCCGUGGCCUCCCACCGCCCCUCGUCCAACAUCAGCCCGCUGACCCCGACCAUCACGCUCGACAGCCAUCCCUCACAAUGUCCCGGCCCCGUGCCCAACAAGCACAUCCCCGUGUGCCCUCCCGGGCCCAUGCCCCAGGAGGAGCCCUCCACGCCGCCCCGGUCGCCCGGCAAGGAGGAGGAACAGCUGCCCCGCUCGCUGCUGUACCCCCCGGAUAAGUUCCACCGCGUCGAGAUGGGCCGCCUCGCCGUCUACAAGAUUGACGCCGACGGCGUAGCCGCCGCGCUCGACCAUCUUGCCCGCCAACCGCUGCCCGAGCCGUCGCAGGUCUUCCCCUGGCUGCAUGGGCUCCAUCCCAACAACCAGAUUCAGCAAGCCUUCUUCAUGGCCCAGAAACGCGCCCUGAGGAGGACGCCCCCGUGCCUGCGCGGCAUAACCAUCGUCAAGGCCGACGGCGAGCUGAACGUGUCUCGCCUGAAGGGCGCCAUCGCUCCGCACGAGUUCCUGCAGCUGGGCGGUUCCGCCCCCGAGUUUCUCGACGUCGACCCCAAGGACGGCUUCUCGGUCCGCAACUUCCAGAUCCAGGCCGCCAAGUCGGCUAUGACCUCCGACAUAAUCGUCUAUGGUGACGACGACGCGGCCGUGCGCAAGCUGGGCUGGGACAUCGCCGGCGCCCAGCAGAGAUGGCGCGACAAGCACGAGGCCCUGAACCACCACCUGCCACCCUACAGCACCUUUAUUUGCGUGAGCCCCUUCGCCGAGUUCGAGAAGAGGCACCCCGAGAUCGUAGCCGUCAAUUCGGCCGGCCUGCUGACCGGCAAUGUCCUGGACUUCUUCCACCAGGAGCGGAGGGAGAUGUACGAGAUGACGCGCGCGUCCGAGAUCUCGCCCAACGUGUGGCUCGGCCCGACGCCCGAGCCUGGCUCCGAGGACGAGCAGGGCUACGACAUCCUGAUCGAGUGCAGCGACCUAGGCCGGCUGAACCCGGCCGCGCUCCGCGCGAUCUCGGAGGGCCCCGACGACGAGUCCAAGCAGUUCCACCUCGACUUCCCCUCCUCAGGCAGCAUCCUCGCCCCGACCUGGUCGCACGCCGAAGCAGACGGCAUCGUCGAAACUUGCAAGUGGAUCUACCACCUCGCCCACGGCACCCGUCCUGGCCCCCCAGCCGACGAACAACAACCGCAGCACCCCGACGCCGACGGGGACAUCCCCAUGACAGCGAUAACUACCGCCACCACUGCCACAGCACGCCCGCGCAGCAUCCUCAUCCACUGCGGCGACGGCUACACCGAGUCGACCAUGCUCGCCGUCGCCUACCACAGCUUCAGCACCGGCCGCCCCGUGCCGGCCGCCUGGCUGGACCUGCACACGUCCCAGCAGCGCAACUGCUUCGCCUAUCCGGCCGACGUGGCCCUACUAUCAGCCAUCAACCAGCGCCUGCUGCAGGCGUCGCCCGCCGCCGCCGCCGCCGCGGCGCACGACGGGCCGGCACCCGAGGAGCCGCGCUGGUUCGCCGGCUUCGACGGCUCGUUCCCAAGCCGCAUCCUGGACUACCUGUACCUGGGCAACCUGGGCCACGCGAACAACCCGGAUCUGCUCAAGGCCCUGGGCAUCGGGCAGAUCCUCAGCGUCGGCGAGACCGCCAUGUGGCGCGACGGCGAGCUGGACGAGUGGGGGCCCGAGAAUACGUGCGUCGUGCAGGGCGUGCAGGACAACGGCAUCGACCCGCUGACGGACGAGUUUGAGCGCUGCUUGGCGUUUAUCGACCGCGGCCGCGCCAAUGGCACAGCCACGCUCGUGCACUGCCGCGUCGGCGUCUCGCGCAGCGCGACCAUCUGCAUCGCCGAGGUCAUGGGCAGACUGCGCAUGUCCUUCCCGCGCGCCUACUGCUUCGUGCGCGCCCGCCGCCUCAACGUCAUCAUCCAGCCACACUUGCGCUUCGCCUACGAGCUGCUGAAGUGGGAGGAGAUCCUGCAAAGCAGAGGCGGCAACGGCAGCGGCGCUGAUGGCAGCGAGGGUGCACAAGAGGAGAGGCGCGGCGGUUUCAAGAGGGAGCUUGAGUGGGCCGAGAUCGCGCGCGAGAUUGCGCUGAUGAAUCGUCCUUACGCACGAUGAGCUAUCCUCCUUUGCGUGUCUGUGUGUCUGUGUGUGCGUUGUGUGGAUAUGCCGGAAGAGUCCUGAAAAG